Molecule: messenger RNA, 616 nt
Organism: Drosophila mauritiana
Lineage: Eukaryota; Metazoa; Arthropoda; Insecta; Diptera; Drosophilidae
Product: 40S ribosomal protein S14a-like
Exons: 3
Coding region: 82-537 (151 amino acids)
Biological process (GO): ribosomal small subunit assembly; maturation of SSU-rRNA from tricistronic rRNA transcript (SSU-rRNA, 5.8S rRNA, LSU-rRNA); translation
Cellular component (GO): cytosolic small ribosomal subunit; ribosome
Molecular function (GO): mRNA 5'-UTR binding; small ribosomal subunit rRNA binding; structural constituent of ribosome
Source: RefSeq, a predicted model, not a curated record
CAUUACCAGCUGUGUUGUUUUUGACUUCUUUUUCUCGCAUCCGGUGCACGCAUUGUUGCUGAUUGACGACCAGACUGCAGAAUGGCUCCAAGGAAGGCUAAAGUUCAAAAGGAGGAGGUGCAGGUCCAUCUGGGGCCCCAAGUUCGCGACGGCGAGGUCGUGUUCGGAGUGGCUCACAUCUACGCCAGCUUCAACGACACCUUCGUCCAUGUCACUGAUCUGUCCGGACGUGAGACCAUCGCCCGUGUCACCGGAGGCAUGAAGGUGAAGGCCGAUCGUGAUGAGGCUUCUCCCUACGCCGCUAUGUUGGCCGCCCAGGACGUGGCUGAGAAGUGCAAGACGCUGGGCAUCACUGCCCUGCACAUCAAGCUGCGCGCUACUGGCGGCAACAAGACCAAGACCCCCGGACCUGGCGCCCAGUCCGCUUUGCGUGCCUUGGCCCGUUCGUCCAUGAAGAUUGGCCGCAUCGAGGAUGUGACCCCCAUCCCAUCGGACUCCACCCGCAGGAAGGGCGGUCGCCGGGGUCGCCGUCUGUAGAUAUGGAUCGUGCUACCUGUUGACGUUGCUUUAUAUUCUUAUACCAUUAAAUACGUGCAUAAAUGCAGUGGCAAGGGCA